GUUUCCUUUAAUAACAACUCCUCCUCCAAUUUUUCUCUUUCUUCCGCUGCACAGUAAUAGUUAAGAAGAAGUUUAGAAGAGAAUAGAAGAGCCCAGGAUUCUGUAUCAGAGUCAUCACAAUUUGGGAAAAAUCAAUAUCCGAAGAAUCUCUUUCAACUGAGAGAAUUAAGAAAAAGGGGUUUUAGAGAAGUGGAUUAGUAGUGAUGAUAAAGGCUGUUUGGUUGCUAGUAUUAUAAUAAUAAUAAUAAUAAUAAUAAUAAUAAUAAUAAUAAUAAUUCAGUUUAUUCUUUUUUGGGAUUAUGAAUAGGGGAGGAAUAGGAAUAGGAGGGCCAAUGCGAAGGUCGUUUAAGGAUUCUCUCAAAGUUCUUGAAGCUGAUAUUCAGCAUGCUAAUACUCUAGCAUCUGACUUUUCCAGAGAGUACGAUGGAGCUUGCCUACAGAUGCGAAUGUCCUACAGUCCAGCUGCGCACCUCUUCCUUUUCUUAGUGCAGUGGACUGAUUGCCACCUUGCUGGUGCCCUUGGAUUAUUGAGAAUUCUAAUUUACAAGGUUUAUGUUGAUGGCACCACAACCAUGUCAACUCAUGAAAGGAAAGCAAGCAUUAGGGAAUUCUAUGCUGUUAUUUAUCCCUCCUUACUUCAACUUGAAAGAGGUGUUACGGAUUCAGAAGACAAAAAGCAAAAAGCAGUUUGCUCGGAGAGAUACAGGAGAAGAGAUGAUGAGGAUUACAGACAGUCUUCUGACUCGGACAUUGAAAGGGAAGACGAAUGUGGAAUCUGCAUGGAAAUGAACAGCAAAAUUGUCCUUCCCAAAUGCAAUCACGCCCUGUGCUUGAAAUGCUAUCAUGAAUGGCGUUCAAGGUCACAGUCAUGCCCCUUCUGCCGUGAUAGCCUUAAAAGGGUAAACUCCGGGGACCUGUGGGUAUACAUGGAUAACAAAGACGUCGUGGACAUGACAACGAUAACAAGGGAGAACCUUAGAAGGCUAUUCAUGUAUAUAGAGAAGUUACCCUUGAUCGUGCCGGAUAACGUAUUUGACCACUAUGACACUCAUAUAAGGUAGAGGAGCAAUGCCCUAAAGACCAAGAAAUUGGUUGCACUAGAUUUAGAAAUGCAGGUGGACUACUUUCCACUUUCUGAAUUAGUAGAACCCGACCGCAUCGGUGUGGUGCAGGGGUUGAAGCUAAGUUAGAUUAGCCUGAAAAAAAGGAGCUUUUUAAUUGCAUCUCCUAAUUUGUACAUUCUUGUACAGGUUCCAGUUUACUUCUUGGAAGCACAGUACCCUUUUGUUGUUUGUUUCUAAUCUUCAGCAUUUGUUGUGGUUGCAUUCGAAAUAUAUGAUAUAGGAUGUAUUUAAUUGCCAAUUUAUAACAUUUCCUUUUCUUGCAAGCA
This is a messenger RNA of Nicotiana tabacum (common tobacco), 1390 nucleotides long. Its product is annotated as E3 ubiquitin-protein ligase AIRP2. The record is from RefSeq and is a predicted model, not a curated record. Lineage: Eukaryota; Viridiplantae; Streptophyta; Magnoliopsida; Solanales; Solanaceae. Gene Ontology annotation, biological process: protein ubiquitination. Gene Ontology annotation, molecular function: ubiquitin protein ligase activity.